GUUUGUUUACAAAGAUGACAUGACUGACAGGUGACAAUCCCUUUCGACGAAUGAUUGACACCAAAAUAAUUUUAAAUAAUGUACUUUUUAUCAAAUUUCUGCCGAAUAUGCAUUCGAACUGGCAUAAAAUUACUAGAUCUGGAUACCCUUGAUCUCGACGAUGUGAAAUUAAGUGAAAAACUUCAAGCUUGCACCUCUAUGGUCCUCAAUGAAGAUAAACUUCCUAAGGAAAUAUGUAUGCAAUGCCUCGCAAAGCUUCGGGUAUCCUAUCAGUUCCAUCUCAUGUGCAACAAAUCCACAAAAAUCCUUCAAGGAUACUUGACCUCCCUCUUAUCAGGUCAAGAAGAAAAACUCAACAAUUUUGCCAGUACAGACUUGAGUGUGGUAGUUACACCUUUAGAAUGCCAUGAAGAUUGUCCAAAAAAUACUGAGAGCGAAAAUACAAACACAAGUAGUGCUAGUGUUAACACUAGAGAUGCAAGAGAAAGUUUUUAUCACAGAGAAAGGCGUAAAAGGAUAACUAAAGAACAAAGAUGUUCCUUGUUGAAAAGGCUGCUUAUACCAUCAGAAACAUCAAGUUCUUGUACAGAGAACUUGUUACUCAAUCACUUUCAUGGUACAGCUGAUUCAAGUGAGGCAUUCAAAGGUCUAAAGAAUAUAAUCAAUUUUACCAAGAACUAUGAAUUUGGUGGCAGUGUAGAUAAAAAUUCCAACUAUGACAUCACUCCCUUGGAUAAGCUCAAAGCUUUUUCACUAGAUUAUUUUAGGAGAGACUUUUCGGAAUUUAAAAAUACAAUAUUGUACAUUAUAGAAAAUAAGGAUAGUGAUAGUGGGAAUAGUGAUUUUGAAGAUGACUGUUUUGAUCCAGUACCUGGGAUUAUUAAGGAGGAACCAUUUGAGGAAGUCAUUGUUGAACCUGAUGUGAAAAUCAAAACUGAGUUGGAUUAUGAGGAAGGUGAAUAUCAAAAUGAAAAUACUAGUGAGUACUUCCUAAAUUAUAAUGAACAAGUACAGGUGAAAGAAGAAAUAAAGGAAGAAUCAGAAGAUUGUCAUGAGCCAAGUAUAGAUACCUUCUCAAAAGACUGGAAUUCUGAUGUUCCAUUGCCCCCCACAGAAAACAGUGAUAACAGUUUUGCUGGUAGUUCAAUGGACUACCUGAAUCAUUUUGUUGGAAGUUUUGCAAGUAGAAGGACUUUUUCAUCAAGCAAUGUUAGGUGUAGAACUAGGAAUAAUCCUUAUAUCAAUCCUAUGUUAAAAGCUCAGUUUCUAAAUAGAAGUUUUAGAUGUACAAAGUGCAGUAGGUAUUUCAAAAGUCCUGGAUAUUUGAAAGCACACUAUUCCAAAGUCCAUUAAGUUAGAUACCUAUUAUUUAUUUUACAAAUUGUCUGAACUCCAGAAUUCCUUUGUUAUAAAAAGGGACCAUUUUUUAUUAGAGGUUUCUUAAAAUGUCAUGACAAACUCCCAUAGGAGAUUAUCAAAAUCAAGUUAACAUGACAUUGCAAAUACUAGAUUUUUAUAUUUUGAUGAAUUAUUAUUGUUUUAGUUCUUCUUGAGAAGAGAUUGUAGUAGAAAUUUACUUUUGGUAAAUUUUGACAAUAAGUAUUAGUUGACUGAGAUCAAAAAUGAUACCUACUGUCUAUUAUCUUUGUAUGACAGUAAUUUUUGAGUUUUCUCAGGGAUUUUAAUAUUAUCCAGGAUAUAAACUUUGUUAUUUUAUAUCAUUUUUACUUUAUAUAUUCUGAUCUGACUAUAAAAUGUAUAUAUAUUGUAUGAAUAUAACUAUGGUUUACAUUAUGUGCAAAUUCUGGAAUUUAAAGCCUUCUGUUCAUUUUGUAAACUUACAACAAACUAUUAGUUAAUAUAUUGUUGAUAGAGAAAAACCAUGUUUAUACGAUAUUAGGUAACUGAACAUAUGAAUAUUCCUCAUAAAAACUGAAUAAGCUAUUCGUAUUUGAACAUUUGAAAAAAAUUAAAGCGCUCUGUUAUAUCGGUUGCAUAAGCCGUGCGAGUCUGGUUGCAUAAGUCAAACUGCAUCUUGUUUCUUGUCAAAUAUGUUACGCGAUGUUGCCACGUCAAAAUAAAAUAACAUUCAAUAGUAAACAAA
Molecule: messenger RNA, 2104 nt
Organism: Acanthoscelides obtectus
Lineage: Eukaryota; Metazoa; Arthropoda; Insecta; Coleoptera; Chrysomelidae
Source: the annotation of a GenBank genome assembly